AUGGAAUGUCCCUCCUCUCCUCAGAUCAAACCUGAUUACUUCUCACUCAUUCAGUUCCGCAGGUCAUGUCGAGUGGGGAAGUGUGUGGUAGUGAGAACACAAUGGCCCCCACUGUCCCGAGUCUUCACUACCAUAGCUGCUACUCGCCAAAUAACAGCAGCAGAACAACGGACCUCAGAGCCUAAACCAGUGUCAGAAGUUCCCGGACCUAGGGUGUACCCACUCCUUGGUUGUUUGCCUUCCAUAAUCUUUGACAAAUCCUUCAGUAGUAACAAGCUUCAUCUCUACUUUAAAAAGAUGAUAGAGAUUCACGGCCCUAUCAUUAAACUGACAGCGCCGUUCACACUGCCGAUGAUAUGCAUAACUAACCCAUACGACGCUGAGAACCUCGUACGAGCCACAAUGGACGCAUCACUCAGGCAGGGGUUCGACUCCUUGAAGAUGAUUAGACUGCAGACUGCAGACAGCUAUUUUGAAGGCAAAACUGGAAUAAUGACCGAGAAUGGCGAGGAGUGGUGGAGAGUACGCAGCCGAGUUCAGCCUUCUAUGAUGAGAGUCAAGGAGGUGGUGGCCUACCUGCCUGUCAUGGAUCAGAUUUCUUUGGAGUUCAUGGACAGAAUCGCAUUUCUGCAGUCACAGUUCGGAGAGAUGCCAAGUGACUUCCUAAAUGAGAUGUACAAGUGGGCUCUUGAAUCUGUUGGCAGCGUAGCCCUAAAUCGCCGACUGGGAUGUUUGGAUCCAAAUAUCGCACCGGACUCCGAACCCAUAAGGCUGAUCAGACUGGUAAAUCAGCUCUUUACUUCUCUGACUGAGGUAGAAUUCGGUCCUCAUCUGUGGAAGGUGUUCCCAACCCCAGCUUUCAGGAAACUCAAAAAGACUCACCAGGAAUUCCUUGAAAUUGCGGACAAAAACAUCCGAGAGACGGAGGCGGCGUUGCUGGCGCAGGAGCCUAGUGAUGACCGGGAACUGACACUGAUGGAGGGACUGCUCCUCAAGCCAGGACUCUCCCGCAAGGACGUGGUCACCCUCAUCCUCGACAUGCUCUUCGCUGGCGUUGAUACAACGUCACACACUCUGAGCUUCGUAAUGUACCUGCUGGCCAGACAUCCGGAGGUGCAGAUAAAAGUUCAAGAGGAGAUUGAUACAGUGCUCGGGGAUCACGAGGGUCCACUCACACACCAUCACCUGGCUAAGCUUCACUACCUCAAGGCUGUUGUUAAAGAAUCUAUGAGGCUUCUUCCUACAGUGAUGGGCAUAGCAAGAACUUUGGAUAAGGAACUUGUUAUCAGUGGAUAUUUAAUUCCUAAAGGGUGGUCAGUGAUGGUAGUUACCAUGCUAAUGGGUUUGGACGAAUCACUUUUCCCUCGAGCGAAGGAGUUCCUGCCGGAGCGUUGGAUGAGAGACAGGCCCCUGGGUCCCAUUCAUCCUUACUCCUUAUUUCCCUUCGGCGCUGGCACCAGGAUGUGCGUCGGUCGACGCAUCGCGGAACAGGAGAUGUACACCUUCCUUGUUAGGCUGAUGCAGCGCUUCACUGUUGAUUACAAGUAUGACGACAUUGAAGUUGUGUGUCGCCUACUGCUUAACUCUGCUAAACCACUCAAGUUUAGCUUCACUGAGCGGCGAUGAUUGACUACUGCGAGGGGUGCUGGACUACUGUGAGAGGUGCUGAUGGACUACUGUGAGAAAUGCUGAUGGACUACUGUGAGAGAUGCUGAUGGGCUACUGUGAGAGUUGCUGAUUUAACUACUGAGAGGUGCUGAUGGACUACUGUGAGAGGUGCUGAUGGACUACUGUGAGAGGUGCUGAUGGACUACUGUGAGAGGUGCUGAUGGACUACUGUGAGAGGUGCUGAUGGACUACUGUGAGAGGUGCUGAUGGACUACUGUGAGAGACGCCGCCUAACUACUGGGCGAGGCACUCUUUGAUAGCUACGAGAAUUGCUACGAUUUAUUUUUUUGCUCCCCUCUUUUGAUGAAAUUGUAUAUGGUGUGUUUUAUAUGGUAGGUGUAUCUCACAUGAUACAUUAUAUAGAUAUGUUUGUGAAAAAGUUCAACUCUCUUCCAUAAUAAAUCAAUUUCAAACUUGGAAUGAGUGGAAAUAACUUGUGUAACGGAAAACAAAAUAAUCCAGAAAAAUAAUUACUUGUAUAUUUGCAAAUAAAACUACUCUGAUAAAAUAAUACAUGUGAAACACUUGGAUACCUCUUUUAUGUAGAUUUUUUCCCAGUCAGUGACCUCUGUUCAAUAAAAAAAAUAAUUUUGAAGACGGUAGAAGUAUAGGUAAUUUUGAGGUGUUUAGUCCCUUGGCCUUGAAAGGUAAUCAUUUCCUUAGCUUUCAUAGAGCUUUCUAAAGCUUAUAUACCGGAGGCCAGAAGAGAGAUUCAGUAAUUGAAGACAUCAAGGUGGGCGGAACUCACUUGUGGAAGUUGGUCAGUACCCAAGAGUUUUGCUAGAGGUGGGCAGUAGACUUUUAGAAGAUAUCCUCAGUAUCAAGGUUCCAGGACGGUUCUAUGCCAGACAUGUAUCAUUGAAUUAAUGGUAUACAGCGCCAGCACAAAUGACGAAGUAAAACACGUGUACACACGUUACACAUGUGCUCUAUUUCAUCAACUUGUUGGUAUUCUAUUCAGCAAGUCAUGGAAUCUUGAUACUGUGUAUAUCUUCUAAUUAUGAUAAAAGAACUGUGGCUGAUAUAAUGUAAAUUAUAAAAGAAAAUGUCUUCAAACAAAAAUGACCCUCACAGGUUAAGCAUAUUCACUUAAUUGUCUAUUAUUUACUAUAUGUUUUAUGCGUAAAACCAAUUUUUCACAAU
Cherax quadricarinatus is the source of this 2811-nucleotide messenger RNA. Lineage: Eukaryota; Metazoa; Arthropoda; Malacostraca; Decapoda; Parastacidae. The record is from RefSeq and is a predicted model, not a curated record.